Messenger RNA from Fraxinus pennsylvanica, 1872 nucleotides. Lineage: Eukaryota; Viridiplantae; Streptophyta; Magnoliopsida; Lamiales; Oleaceae. The record is from the annotation of a GenBank genome assembly.
AUGAUGAGGGGUAGAUCAGAUGGAGCACAAAACAAGCGCUUGUUAACUUCUGUGUGCGUUGGGGCCGUGUUUGUUGUGUUCCUGUAUGUCUAUUUUGGCUCUAAGAAUACUGGUGAGUCUGCUCUAGAGUAUGGCAGCCGUUCUUUGAGAAAAUUUGGGUCCUCUUAUUUGAGUGGGGAUGAAGACACUGAUCUUGGGGGAAAGCAGGAUGAAUCUUCAUUCAAGUUUGGACUUGAUGAUGGAGAGGAUGGUAUCGCUCCCAAGAGCUUCCCUGUUUGUGAUGAUCGUCAUUCGGAGCUAAUCCCCUGUUUGGACAGACAUCUUAUAUAUCAAAUGAGAUUGAAGUUGGAUCUAUCUUUGAUGGAGCACUAUGAAAGACACUGCCCCUUACCUGAGAGAAGGUACAAUUGCUUAAUUCCUCCUCCUCCAGGAUACAAGAUCCCAAUUAAGUGGCCAAAAAGUAGAGAUGAAGUAUGGAAAGCAAACAUUCCUCAUACUCAUCUUGCACAUGAGAAGUCUGACCAGAAUUGGAUGGUUGUUAAAGGUGAUAAGAUUAAUUUUCCUGGGGGAGGUACUCAUUUUCAUUAUGGGGCUGGCAAAUACAUUGCUUCAAUGGCAAAUAUGCUGAACUUCUCAAAAGACAACUUGAACAAUGAGGGAAGGUUGCGUACCGUUCUUGAUGUUGGUUGUGGUGUUGCCAGUUUUGGUGCUUACCUUCUAAAGUCCGAUAUCAUUGCUAUGUCUUUAGCACCAAAUGAUGUGCACCAAAAUCAGAUCCAAUUUGCGCUAGAGAGAGGAAUUCCUGCAUUUCUUGGUGUUCUAGGAACAAAGAGGCUUCCUUACCCAAGCAGAUCUUUUGAACUUGCUCACUGUUCUCGUUGUAGAAUUGAUUGGUUGCAGAGGGAUGGGCUCCUUCUUCUUGAGCUGGAUAGGCUUCUUAGACCUGGAGGAUAUUUUGCCUACUCUUCCCCUGAAGCUUAUGCACAGGAUGAAGAAGACCUAAGAAUAUGGAAGGAGAUGAGUGCACUUGUGGAACGUAUGUGUUGGACAAUUGCUGCGAAAAGGAACCAAACUGUCAUUUGGCAAAAGCCUUUAACAAAUGACUGUUAUUUGGAAAGAGAGCCUGGCACUCAUCCACCUAUGUGUCGAUCUGAUGAUGAUCCAGAUGCAGUGUGGGGUGUCCCAAUGGAAGCAUGCAUUACACCUUAUUCUGAUCAUGAUCACAAAACCAGAGGUAGUGGCCUUGCACCAUGGCCUACCCAAUUAACUUCUCCUCCUCCAAGGCUUGCUGAUUUUGGCUAUUCGAGUGAAAUGUUCGAAAAAGACACGGAACUUUGGCGCCAUAGGGUUGAGAGUUACUGGAAUCUCUUGAGUCCGAAGAUCUCAUCAGAUACUUUGAGGAAUGUGAUGGACAUGAAGGCAAAUUUAGGGUCAUUUGCUGCUGCUUUGAAGGACAAAGAGGUGUGGGUGAUGAAUGUUAUCCCCGAAGAUGGGCCCAAAACGCUUAAGAUUGUGUACGAUAGAGGCCUGAUUGGCACAACGCACAACUGGUGUGAAGCCUUCUCAACAUACCCCAGGACUUACGACUUGCUCCAUGCUUGGACUGUGUUUUCCGACAUUGAGAAGAAAGGUUGUAGUGGUGAGGAUCUACUGCUCGAGAUGGAUCGAAUUCUCAGGCCUACAGGUUUCAUUAUUAUCCGGGACAAACAAUCCGUCAUUGAGUUUGUAAAGAAGUAUUUAUCUGCAUUGCACUGGGAAGCAGUUGCGAUGGCAGAUUCCACUUCAGACCCUGACCAAGAAGGAGACGAGGUUGUGUUUGUCAUCCAAAAGAAGCUUUGGUUGACAAGUGAAAGCUUCAGGGUGACAGAGUAG